Molecule: messenger RNA, 3431 nt
Organism: Styela clava
Lineage: Eukaryota; Metazoa; Chordata; Ascidiacea; Stolidobranchia; Styelidae
Product: sodium/potassium/calcium exchanger 4-like
Biological process (GO): calcium ion transmembrane transport; intracellular calcium ion homeostasis
Cellular component (GO): plasma membrane
Molecular function (GO): calcium, potassium:sodium antiporter activity; calcium channel activity
Source: RefSeq, a predicted model, not a curated record
CAAUAUGCAUUUACAGCUUGCAGUAUAUAGACGAAUUUAAUAUUGUAUCGCAAUAGCAAUACUGCAUGUAUGUGUGAUAUCAAUUGGCUUUUACCGCUUGAAGACGAAUUUUGAAGACGAAAAUGCCGUGGAAUAGAAAUCGUGGGAUUUCAACUCUGUACAAGUAUUCUGCAUUUCAUUUUCAGCAAAACGAAACAAACAGAAAUCUAUUGACAAGGAUAAUGGUGGUGAUUUUUACCCUCGUGUUCAUGGUCGCGGUCGUAUUGGUCUUUCGCUGGACAAUGUCCGCGCCGAAAGUCGUCGAUUUAAAUUUAACUGCCGGACAGAUUAUGAAUAAGAUAUAUUACAGGCGUGUGGUGGAAUUUGUAGAUUAUGAGGAUAUUAUAUAUUACCCUAAAAGCAAAAUCGAUGAAUUAGUUGAGCCUAAAAGGUCUGAACAACAGAAUGGUAGACGUUUGUUGACAGAAGACACAUUCAGACCGAAUGUUCCGAUCGAAGAGGCAAGGUUAAUUCGACGGCGGAGGGAUUUUUAUUCGCAGACUGAACAACAUUAUGGCGAGUAUCGAAGGCACCGUUCAGCAUCCUCCGAUGCUGAGCUGAAAACCGUCACCGUCGUUAGAAAUAAUCAAAUUGAAAACGACGCUAUCGACCAGGCCGAAGUCGAGGUGAGAACUCUUGCUACGGAAAUUAAUCCCGAAUCAGAUCAUGGUCAAGAACAUCGACCUGGUGUAUCAAAUGAACCAACUUCCGAUGACCAAUCAGAAAUGGAUAUCAUAUAUAUGAACGCACUGCAAGUUUGCGAAGAUGCGUUGGAUUCGGAAAAGAAUAAGACGACUAAUCAUAUCGGAAAUGAGACAUCAGAAGAUGGACAUCAUAACCGAUGUGCAGGAGAAAUAACAAGCGGAGUACCAGCGUUGUGGGUCUUGCUCUACAUCAUAAUCAUUUUGUUUCUUUUCAUUGGUCUCGCGAUUAUUUGUGACGAUUUUUUCAUCGCUUCUCUCGAAGCAAUAUCUCAGCGUCUCAAUCUUAGCGAGGAUGUGGCAGGUGCCACGUUUAUGGCUGCCGGAUCGUCGGCUCCUGAACUAUUUAUUUCAAUUGCUGGUGCUGGUGCUGGAAGUGACGUAGGAGUCGGCACAAUCGUUGGGUCCGCUGUCUUUAAUUUAUUGAUCAUCAUUGCUCUGACGGCCGCUUUAGCAGGAAAGGUACUGUGUCUCGACUGGCGACCAUUUGUUCGAGAUUCAAUCUUUUACGCAAUGUCGAUUGUUGCCUUCAUCGUGUUUUCACUUGAUACUCAAUUUACAUACUGGGAAUCACUCAUGCUGCUCGUAUUAUACGCUUUAUAUAUUGUUGUCAUGAAGUUUAACGCUCGACUUAUGGAUUGCAUGGGAAAAUGGAAUUGUUGUUCAUGUUUCGAAAGUCGGGUCGGACCUGAAGACUCUGAUAAGUCAUUGGAGAUAAAAGAAACUAGUCCAAAAACUCCUGAUCCUCCACCCACACGAUCUCCAUCUCCGAAACCAGUUUCGAAGGCGGCAGUGGCGCCGGAAGUAGUGGCAACAGCACCAGUGGAUAUGUCACCACCUGAAAAAGUGGUGUCACAGAAAGAAUCUACUAUUCCCACAGCGCCUCCGCCCACCUCACUCUCGACACCGACUCCGGAAAUUCGAACUCCAGAGUCGAGAGCAGAGUCAGUUGAAUCUAAAAGUGCCAAUGAUUCCGGUAUAUGUAUAUGUGGCAGUAACAACGGAGGAGGUGCGUCACCACAGCCUAGCACAUGCACAUCGUGCGUCAUACACGUGUCGUCUCAACCUUGUAACAUGGGAUGCGUGACGUAUGGAAGUCCUCGUAUAUCUAGGCCUGUAUCUCGUUGUCCAUCCUGUACAUCGGUGAAGGAAAGCGUCACAGUUAUAAAUGGAAGAAGCCAAUUUCAAAAUAAUGAAUCUCCGAAUAUCGCCAAUGACGUGAGAGUUGUCGAAGAAAAGAAUACAUACUUGCCAAAUCUAUCGGCCACAGAUUGUGAUUCCAGACGGCGUUCCGAUUCUCUCGUGACCCUAAACCUGACGCUUGAUUCAAAGUCUACAGUCAAAAAAAAUGUAAACGGUUCCAACAAUGUUAGCAAUUCCGAGUGCAACUGUGACAACGAGGACGUUAAAAUUGUAUCCGAAACUUUUCAUGAAACGGCAGGAAGUAUCGACGUAGGCGGCCCAGUAGAGAUGGGAAAAGAAGCGGCAGGAGAAGAUGACGGGGUACCAACAAUUGUUAUUCUCCCCUGCUUGCCUGCUGUUAAAAAUCCACCACCGGAGAAGCCAAAUUCAAGUCGAUGCAUUCCCGGUUCCAAAUAUGUUCUUAUGUACGUCGUUUACAUUUUAUCAUUUCCAUGGGUGUGUGCUUUCACGUGGACAGUUCCCAAAUGCGAUACUCCGCAGAAAAGAAAAUGGUACCUUGCCUCAUUUUUUCUAUGUAUUGCUUGGAUUGCUCUUGUCAGUUGGAUCAUGAUUGAACUAGUUGAAAAGAUUGGUUGCUUACUCGGUAUUGAUACUUAUACAAUGGGUCUUGUCGUGGUAGCUGUUGGAACGAGUGUGCCGGAUGCCAUUAGUUCAGUCCUUGUUGCAAAAGAAGGUUUUGGAGAUAUGGCUGUAUCAAAUGCACUUGGUUCAAAUGUAUUCGACAUAAACCUUGGAUUGGGGUUACCAUUCUUCAUCACAAGUCUAGUAACAUCAAGUCCAGUCAGUUUGUUAUCACCAUUACAAAUGUGCCUGUUCGAAAGUUUACCACUUCCAUUCAAGAUUGUUCCUCAUGUUAAAUUUGGACUUAUAUUGUUAUUAGUUUUACUGGUCGCCGUUGCAGUUUUUAUGUUUGUUCGGUUCAAAUUGAACAGGAAAGUUACAAUUCUCUUUAUUGUGAUGUAUAUAGCAUUUAUGAUAUAUGCAUUUGUACAAGAGAAAAGAUGCUAUUCCUUCUUUUGCUGAUGACGCAAUGGAGUCAAUCGCUCAAGACGUGCGAUUAGCCGAUGUAUCACCACUGGAUCUUUCAAAAUAUGCCAAUAAUAUACUGGAUGGACUAGAAAGUCCUGGGUCUCACUGAAUACAUUGUAUUGGCGUCAUUAGAAUUGGCUCUCAACCUGUGAACCCCCAGGACGAGGCGUCGCAUCAAUCAAAACUCCAGGAAUUGACAAGUAAAUUGUAGUCGAGUGCUGUCAUUGGAGCUGAAAAUUUGUGUGAAACUUAAGGGAGUUUGUAACGAUCAAACGGGGCAGUUGGUCUUGCGUUCAGAGCGUUGAGUUGGGAACAUCCUUCAAUUGCGUACAAGUUGGAUAAAGUACUAAUGCACACCGUAUGGUAUCAUCUGUCACUGACCCGGGUAUCCGGGUAUCUACUUCAAUAUUCUUUCUCUUUUUGUAAUUAAUAUUGGUAAAAAAAUCUCGUUCUAUUUUA